CCAGCUUGAUAUAACUACUACUACCAUUGCAUCUUAUAUACUGUUGCUUCGGCGACAUCGACAUCGAAACACGGCAUCGACUACACCAACCUCGACGAAACACACUAAUCUCGGCAUCGAAGAUCGAACAUGGCUUUUAAGCAACUCACCAUCGCGGGCCUUGCCCUGUUCGCCUCCUUCGGCAGCGCAGCCCCAGCAGUGAGCAGGAGGCAAGGCGGUGGAAGAUUCGACUUCGGUAACACCAAAGUUCGCGGCGUCAACUUGGGCGGCUGGUUCGUCCUCGAGCCAUGGAUCACGCCAUCCGUAUUUGAAGCGACACCCGACAACGUGGUUGAUGAAUAUACAUUUUGCGAGACAUUGGGCAGAGACGAAGCGCAAAGACGACUUCAAGAGCAUUGGAGUUCUUGGAUCGUCGAGGAUGAUUUCCGCCUCAUGGCGGCAUAUGGCUUGAACUUCGUACGUAUCCCGAUCGGUUACUGGUCCAUCUCUCCAGUGGAUGGGGACCCUUACGUGCAAGGAGCCUACGACUACUUGGGCGGAGCCUUGGACAACGCCAACAAAUACGGCCUCAAAGUCAUGGUGGACCUGCACGGCGCACCUGGCAGCCAGAACGGAUUCGACAACUCAGGUCGCCGUGGCGGCAUCCAAUGGACCCAAGGUGACAGCGUGGCGCAAACCAUCACCGCCCUGAACAAACUUCGCGACGACUUCUCCUCCCACCCCGCCCUGUCCUCCAUCGAGCUCCUCAACGAACCCAUGGGUCCCUCCCUGGACAUGAACGUCGUCCGACAAUUCUACAUGGACGGCUGGGGCAACCUCCGCGACUCGCCACAGGCCGUCGGCUUCCACGACGCCUUCAUCGGGGUGAACUCGUGGAACGACUGGGGCUCCGGCAUGGCCAACCUGCUGCUGGACACGCACCACUACGAGAUCUUCGACAACAACGCCGUGCGCAUGGGCAUCGAGGAGCACAUCGGCACGGCCUGCGGCUUCGGCGCGUCCAUGGCGACGAACAACAAGUGGACCAUCGCGGGCGAGUGGACGGGCGCGCAGACCGACUGCGCCAAGUGGCUGAAUGGUCGCGGCGUCGGGGCCCGUUACGACGGCACGUACAACAACAACGGCCAGGGCUCGACAUAUGUCGGGUCGUGUGAUGGCAAAUUCACCGGCACGGUGCAGGGGCUGGGUGAGGCGGAUCGGAAUAACAUUCGUUCGUACAUCCAGGCGCAGAUGGUCGGGUUUGAGAAGGCGGCCGGGUGGAUCUUUUGGACGUGGCGGACGGAGAGCGCUCCUGAAUGGGACUUCAAGGCGUUGGUUGAGGGCGGCAUCAUCGCACAGCCCCUCGAUGCUUUCGACCGAAGCAUUUGCGGUUAAAAGGCGAAAUUCGAGCUAGGGCACCUUUCACACACACAUACGAGGUUCCUUCUCAUCACCCGGAACAUCUCACUUUCACCAAACUUUACGAAUCUCACGACGAAAAAUGAUACCGACGAAAACAACAACAAUAACAAAAGAAACACGAAUAUCUCACGACGACUUUUUUUUUUGGAAGGAGGACAUAUUGCGAAUAUCUAUCUCUUACUACUACAGGUGGUGGUGGUGGUGCGAAGGGAGAAUAGAGAAAAACCCCCAUGUGAC
Molecule: messenger RNA, 1638 nt
Organism: Dissoconium aciculare CBS 342.82
Lineage: Eukaryota; Fungi; Ascomycota; Dothideomycetes; Mycosphaerellales; Dissoconiaceae
Product: glycoside hydrolase family 5 protein
Exons: 5
Coding region: 130-1374 (414 amino acids)
Biological process (GO): glucan catabolic process
Cellular component (GO): extracellular region; cell surface
Molecular function (GO): glucan exo-1,3-beta-glucosidase activity
Source: RefSeq, a predicted model, not a curated record